Daphnia pulex (common water flea) is the source of this 7966-nucleotide messenger RNA. RefSeq lists its product as uncharacterized. Lineage: Eukaryota; Metazoa; Arthropoda; Branchiopoda; Diplostraca; Daphniidae. Bases 178 to 7248 code for a protein of 2356 amino acids. The transcript has 3 exons. The record is from RefSeq and is a predicted model, not a curated record.
AGUGACUAGUGAGUCAGACCUGGUGUAGCAGUUGAGACAAGUGUGUGUCUCUGUAAGCCUUACUGUCGUAAGCAAGUUUAAGAGAGAGCUUUGGCUAAAUACCUGGCUCCAUCGCGUGUAUCGUGUUUCUUUCGCAGAACCUGCUGGACAAGCAGAUCGAGCUGCUGGAGCGCAAAUAUGGCGGGCGGGGUCGAGCCAGCCCAUCCCAGGCCGCAACAGCAGUUGAUUUGCGUCCUCAUUCCCGCCACCACAUUCUACCCGAUUCAAAAAGUCGAUGACGACUUAAAUAGAAGACCUUACCAUAAAUAUUUUAUAUAUUUAUCAGAGGAUUCUGGUGAUGGCUCCCUCUCAAAUUCCCCUUUUUCCUCCCGAAAACUCUCUGCCAGCGGCUCUUCGAAGAGUUCCUUUGGAGACGACCUCGCCUCUGACACGGACGGUUCAACACAAAGUCCCCUCCGGAGCCCUCUGCAAGGGACGACGCGGCAGUAUCUCGCCAUAGGUAAAAAAAUUCUCCUUCACGGAGCAGAUAAAACCCAAGGCUUGAGCGCUCUCUGGACUCAAGAAGGGGAAUUUUUCCGGCUUCAUCUCGAAGGAAAGCUCAAAGAGCCCCAUCAUCUGGUGGUGGAGGGAGCCUUGCUGCUGAGUUUAGUGGGUCUGAAUCUGGCCAGAUUGUCCACGACUGUUUCCGAAACCACUUUUCUGGGGCAGACGUUGGUGGAAGACGCCCAAUUUGAAACCAUCUCCUUUUUAGAAGGUACCCAGACUGCUUCCAAAGUGAGCGUUGCUCCGGGCGCUGUUCUUAUUUACCGAAACCUGGCGUUCGCAAAGGAAGUCUCGCUAGAAAAUCACGGAACCGUGCGUGGCCUCGAGAAUGGAUUUGUGCGCUUAGGUAAGGCGCAGAUAACAAACGUGGGUGUUUGGGGUCUUCUGGGACCUCAAACAUGGACCGGCCCAGGAGUUUUCAGCCAGGAAGAAACAGGGGUUUUUGAAGGGCAAGCCCUUUGGAAGGUGGAUGAACUCAGGCUUCUCAACCGCGGGAAAAUAGUGCUUGAAGGCUGGGGCGGAACACUUUCUACCUGUCAGAACGCGGGAGAGAUCAGAGCCCAAAAACUUGAUCGGUUGGUGAUUCAAAACUUUGAGAACACGGGCAACUGGAUGGGAUCGGGUAAAAUUGUUUUGGAAGGAGUCUCCAUCAACCGUGGAAGUAUCGCACCUUGGAAAGAAGCUCCAGAGUUUUUUCUGAAACUGGGUGGUUCUUUCAUUAAUUUUGAGACGCUCUGCGUUACAUGCCUUUAUGGCUCUGAAGCUUUCACAAAUGCGGGACGGGCGGUUCUGGAAGAUGUUAGUGCCGAGAAAAUCCUUCUUCAGAAUUCCGGGACUCUCGAAGCAAAAACUCUCACCCUUCGUGAUCAUGGGGUCGAAAACACCGGGGAAUUGCGGGCCGAAAUUCUUGCGAGUCCCGGGAAAGAAAUCUGCAACGACGGUGCCCUGUUUGUAGAAAAUUUGCGUGUUAAAAGACUUCUGAACCUUGGAAAGGCACAUCUAUCCCGGGUGGAGGCCAAUGAGAUCGAAAACAGUGGAGAGGUCUUUUUGAGCUGCUCUCCUGUCUCUUUUCUGAGGUGCACAGGUGGUGGAACCUUCCAUUUCCCUCCUUUUAGUUCGCCACACCUCCCAGAAUUCUUGAAGACAGGCCGCUGGUAUGUGGAGCACAUGACGCUUCAAGAAACGCCUGGAGAAUUCAAACCUGUUCGAGUUGGGGCGUUUGAUUUAUCGAUUGGGAAACUUACCUUGGAGGCUCAUCUCGAGAACAUCGGGGUUUUACAAGUGGAGACUUUGAAGGGUUCGGGGCGCACGGUUCUCAACACAGGCAGUUUCACCUGCAGUAAAAAAUUGAAAUGUCAGCGUCUUCAAAACGACAGGGAUUUGUUUGGGUCAGGAGAGUGGAGGAUCACAGACCAUUUCCUAAACAACGCUUUGUUUACAACCUAUGGUACCCAUCAGCUCAAAGCUGAAGCAUUCACCCAUUGUGGAGCUAUGCAAGGUGUUGGAUCCGACAGCGUCUUCACCUUCAACGGUCUGCGUUUCAUCAAUGGUCUUGUGCCGUCAAAUGCGCCUUACAGAGAGCGCACUGAAAGGGCCGCCGAACCCGUUUUUGGCGUUGAGAGAACGAAACUGUGUGCUCAGCCUGUCUAUCCUCCGACUUCCUUACCUAUACGGUCACCUGUUUCCUUAAAAACAACGGUUCAAAGUGAAGGAGGAAUGCUUUUUUGCGUCCGGGAGCUUGUCAAUAGCCGCUGGGGAAAGAUUACGGUGCAGGGAAGCUUGGAGGUGGUUGUUGAACAAGGGGAUAUUCUUGUCGGAGAUUAUAUGCCUGGCCCUCUAAGAAGCGCACAUUCAACGAGCAACCGCACCAGAACAGGAACGAAUUUAGAUGGCAUACUCUUGUGCUUCCCGAUUACGUAUCAAGGUGGCCAAAGCAAUGGAGGGGGAUUUUCGAGCCAGGGGCCAUUGACGUUGCGUACACCCGCAGGAGCUGUGCGGGCCAAUUACGGAACUUUGGCGAGUGAGGCUCUUUUAUCGCUGCAAGCCCAGGAAUUUCAGUGUAUCGCCACAAACGUAAUGGCUCAAGAAGCCCUGAUUGAGACGCCAGUACUGCGGAUUGUUCGUGAUCAGCUCUACUGGAGUCCUUACCGCGGCUAUGUGGAGGCGUUCUGUGGAGGGAGAUGGAAAUGGCACCGGACAUUUGUAAGCGGCUCCUCACCCCAUGACCGGUCAGAAGCAAGCACACUGCAGAUCAGAGGAAACUGCAAGGUUGUGGGACUCAUAAACGGCUGCGUCGAAAGCUCAAAAAUUCUAGCAGGAUGCAAUCUCAACGUUAACGGUGUCGAGCAUCAUGGAAAAGGCUCAACAAUUCUUGUGUACGGGACCAGUGGUGCUCAAAGCGCUGAAGUCUCUCAGAUUACAGGAGGUCAGAACGUCUCUUUUAAUAUUGACGAUUUUCGGGUAGAUGGUGCCCUUGUGGGCGGAGUCCUCCUAGACAUCAAUGUGCGCAAUUUAAUUGGACGUUCGGGACGUCGAGAGAACGUCGAAACCCAAGCCCUUAACUUAAACGAUUUUGCAUGUAAGAAAUUUCCUGGUUUUGUAACCAUUGACGAUACAGACACAGUGCGUUUGACGAUUCCCUGGGGUGACGAAACGAAACUCCCAACUUUGGCGUGGCUCGGACAUUCUGAGACGUCCAUCAGUCUUGCACCCUCUUUGAUGCGAUUCCUCAUGCCGCAUCUGGUCGGUUAUCUGGGGCUCGAUGCGCUCAUGCCAGAAAAUUUAGACCAGUUGGCGAACAACGGACAGCAAGCUGCACGCGAAGGUCUCGAAGCGCUGCCUCCAGGGUCAACAGCUGCUGAAAAAACUGUUGGCGAGGAAACCUCUCUCGCACUUCCGUCUUGCGUCGAUUUGCAACGCGUGGCCGCAAAUUUUGGCAGUUUCCUGUUUACGCAGGGACGUGAUGUGUGGCUUCAGCCUUCUCCUCAUCAACAAAAUCUGAUACAGGCAGGAAAAUCUUCCGCAACGACAGUUCUGUACGGCAAAGAGCAUGCGCACAUCACUGUUCAAGAACACACUGAUUUUGAGGGUGUCGUGGUCGCAACAGAAGGGGAAGCAGAAGACGCCAUUAGAGUACAGAGUGGAACAGCCAACGUCCGUGCGGCAACGCACAGUGAAACGCACGCACUCUCGAAUGGUGUGCGCAUCUCGGAAAUUCUGGAUCAACCUAGUGGUUUCUUGGCGCCUUAUGGGGGAGCGAUUGUGGAGACCCAGAGGCUUCACACCCAGGCAGCGACGCUUUUUGCUACAAAAAAACACAUUUUUCUCCGGAGCACAGAAGGGGAAAUGCGCGUUGAGACACAGACACUUCACGACAAAAUCGCCACAGUGAAAAGUCACAAACGUGGAGGAGUGGGCGGAGGAUGGAUAACAGAAACCAACGUGAUGGAGACGACCUUGGAGAUGCCCUGUCAGCUCGCAAAUGAGACGGCCGUUUAUGUUGCAGGAGCGAAAGGGUCUACGCUGGUGGCCCCACAGAUCAAGACGUCUUUCCUCACGUUGGAUGGAGGAGAAGGGCCUGUUCACCUGCUGCAUGCGAUCAACGUGCAGUCGUCUGUUGAUUCCUGGGACAAGAGUGGCACCUUCUCCAAUAGUUCAGGGAGCGAGCGGAAGGUUGAGCAUCGCCUCGUUCCAGCGAUUCUUGAGACCAACGACUUGAAUCUCAAAGGACAAGGUGCCAUUUUCUCGGGCUCUGUUAUCCAGAUUCCCGGAACUGUUCAGGAUACGACGCGUGACGGUACGCAGAUUCUGACGGCAAAAACUAAAAAUACAAUCGAACGGCAUUAUGAGUCUUCCAAAUUGCUGCAAGACCGUGAGGUGAUCCAGGAGGGGGGCAUUGACACGCUUUUACAACCGAGGCCUCAGAUAGGAAACUGGGUCCGAGACGUACCCAGAAAUACGACCGGGGUCCUUGUUUUAGAAGGGGUAUGUGGAAAAAUCGAACGCCUUGACCUCAAAGAUGCGGCACUGACGGUUCGCGACGCGACGCAAGGAGCUUGGGGCAACGAGAUGGCCACAACGUCCGGUCUGGUGGGUGGUCCUUUUCAAGCAGAACCGUUGGCGAGUGCGCUUCAAAAUAGAAACAGCGACGCACAUCCGUUCCUUCAAGCGGUUGCAAGCGCCGAAAUUCUCCACGCUGCUUUUGGCGUUGUGCAAGCAGCGAGUCAGAUUCUUGACGUUUUGAAAGCAGGAAGUAAGGGAAUUCUCUCUCCCGCACUUUCAAUCUCUCAGAUUUUUCUUCAACGUUACGGAACGACCACCUUUGGGAAGCAGAAAUCAAGCAACAGUUUUAAUCAACAAUCUUCUAUUCCCUCGCAAUUAGAGAUCAAGAAUGCCCGCAUCACCAACAACACGUUUGUAAAAUUGCAGGGUCACAUUACGGGGCACAAUUGGUAUUUGCGGACAAAGCAGUUUCAAGGCACCUUCAGUCUGGAUGAGGGGCAGCACGUCCAGACCAGCUCUUCCCGGACAAUGAGUAUCAACCCCUUUGGAGGCGUAGGCAUUGGACGCAAUCAGGGUCAGGGCUCCAGGUCGCAGAAAUUCCCCAGCUUGAGCACGCUCAGGCUCGAGAAGCUGGAUUUAGCAGCGCCUCAGAUGGACCUCGUAGGCUUUGAGAUUCAAACGCACAGAGGACGUGCAGAAAUUGGGGAGAUGGUCUUUCAAGGCGUGUGUGGGGAGCACCAUGAAGAGAGAGAAAGCUCGGGAUUCUCUGUGAAUCUCUCGCUUAAUCCCGUCUCCUACGUUGGUUCCCAAGCCGCUUUUACAGCUGCGACAGCCCUUUCGGCUCAACAAGAGAAGAAGAGCCAUUGCCGGCGCAUUCAAACACUUGGUGCAGGGAUCUUCAGUGUUCAUCCACUGACAGGGCGAAUCCAGAAGCUCCGCACGAUUGGCCAGGAGACAGGGAUUGGAACGCUGGACGCUGAAACAGCGCAGACAAGCCUCACAUCUGAUGCCACAACCCAGGCAAGCACGCAUCUGACCGUCACGCAAGAAACCCACGAAAAACUCGAGGAAUUUGACAGAGAGGACCACACCGCUUUUUCGAUUCCCCUGAGUACGAUUGGAGGGAUGGUUUCGGAUGGAAUGUGGAUUCGGGAGAAACUGAGUUCAAUUCAAGAACGCAUUGUACGUGCUGAGGCGGAAGAGACGAGCAAGAAAAUCAUCUCAGAAACCCUCAAUGAACCACAGAGAGAACCUUUGAGUGUUCAGGAGAAAGCGCAAGCAGAAGCAUCCGUGAAGAUGUUUAUGGCUGAUGCAGAGGUGAAAGAAGCGCUUCAUACUGUGGUUCGGGCCAAACGCCUGCUGAUUGAAGCACGGGUGGAAGCAGAGGCGCGCCACUUUCAAGAGAGGUCUCCAGCUCCUUCAAAGCCAACCCGUGUUGUUAAAGCGUCUCAGGGAAGCCCCUCAGCUGGCACUCUUCACCCAAGACCUUCUCCAGCACAAACCAUCUCUGUCCCCAAUACAGAUUCCUCAAGAACGCCUGAAGUGACAGUUUCCGGUGUAUCCAGGGUGACGACUGAGAUGAAAGUGCAAGCGGCGUAUGAAGACGUGGUGGUGGCACAAGGGAUGUUGGGCCGGGCUUACGGGCGGUUUGCGCGUGAAUAUCCCGACACGGCGUCUUUUGUCUCUCGGGCUAAAAACGAGAUUUUGUGGAUUGUGGGCACAGGCCUUUGUCUCUGGGGAUAUGCGGAAGCAACGGCUACGGGUGUGGCUGUGGGGGGAAUCCUUGGUGGUCCUCCUGGGGCUAUUGCGGGCGGGGUUUUGGGCAUAAUCGGGGCGAACGCGCUGGAUCAAACCGCUGGUGCAGCGACAGAAGCUGUUCUCAACAAGGCUUACGCGUUGAGCCCCACAAUCGGAGAAUUUUUGGAGCUUACGGCGGGUGUUCUCAUGGUUCGAGGUGGCCGCAAGCUCCUCACCAGACAAAUAAGAAGCGCAACGACCCCCGCUCUUAAAAAAAUCGCCGAACCUAAACAAGCGCCUCCGCCCCUUCCAAAAAGAAAAGCGAAAUCCGCAGAGCCCAGUUCCGGGGUAAUUCCAAAACGCACGCCUCCAUCAUUGCCUCCGUUGAAACUAAAACAAACGCCCCCUUUUGUCCCCCCAAAACCAGGAGCAAGUACGAGCUUAACUUCCAGCGUCAGCGUCAACCAACUAACUGCUGCCUAUGAAAAAAACGGGCACCUCCAAAAAGGAGGUAGAAAUGUGGAGACCACGGUGGUAAAUUCUUCCGGGUUGCUGACGACGGCCUUUUCGAGAGAUGCCAGGGCUUGCAUGAGGGAUGUAGAGGCACGUUCUGGGAUAUCGAUGAGACCCGAGCACAGCCGACUUUUGAAACAAAACCUGCAACAAAAUAAGUACAGAAAAUUGGAAGGGGAGGCAAAACAACUGCAUAAGGAUGGCUACACACCGGCUGUAAAAGAAAGGCUCAAAAAAGAAUGGUCAGAGCAUUAUGAUCGCCCUUGGCCGACGACACCGAACCCCAAGACAGGGGAACCGAUGCACCAUCAAUUUCACCAUAUCAUACCACAGAAAGUUGGUGGCCCACAUGAAUGGUGGAAUGGGCAUCCUGUAUGGCAACCAGAACACCAGGGAGGUGUUCAUGGGAAAAAUGCCCCUCUCACAAUAAUUUUAAAGGGUAUGGAUCAGUGAGUGAUUUUUCUUUCAUAAAGCCUUAUAUGGGGCAAAAUUACGGAAUAUUUUCGUCUUUUUUUCUUUCUUCCUUACUUCUUUCUUGAAAAAAUAUCCUCCCCCUCUUUUCUGGAAACAAGUCAUUUCCUUUCCAUCCUUUCAUUACGCUCACCCUGCGUUGGUGAUCGCGUUGGCUUUGUUUGUCGUAUAAAACCCCAUCAAUUGCAGUUCUUCUUUAGUCAAUGCUAGGCUGUUCACCCAGUCUAGUGUUGAUUGACACCCUUUGGCGAGUCAAGUGUCAGGCCGUUUAUUCGACCUGCUACUGGCCUGCUCGUUCCCCGUUUUUUAACUUGUCGUAUUUGUGUCUUUCUUGAGCUUGACGCUGGCUAUACGGCUACGGCUGUGUGUAUGCCUCCAACCUUUUGAGGCAUCCCUGCUAGCACGCUUACAUCUCAACAACGUACCCUUCUAUCCAUAUUGGACGAUUGGAUAUACAUUUGGGUCAUCCAUGGAUAUCCAAAUGGACAAGAUGUGGACGCGUUUGAAAUUUUACCCUGGCCACAUUUGGAUGUAGAUUAUACACUGUUUGUCCAUGUUUUGGACUAUCCACCCUACAAACAAUUGAGCCGAAAUAUGUACAGCCGAAAUAAAUUUUAAUUAAAUAAAGUUGGCCAUGAAUGAAAUGUAAUACUCAUUGUAUUUUCCACUUACAAAUAUAGCGAUAAGUGUAAGACUGUAA